Trichomycterus rosablanca is the source of this 4296-nucleotide messenger RNA. RefSeq names its product junctional adhesion molecule 3b (gene jam3b). Gene Ontology annotation, molecular function: cell-cell adhesion mediator activity; protein heterodimerization activity; protein homodimerization activity. Gene Ontology annotation, cellular component: protein complex involved in cell adhesion; plasma membrane; cell-cell contact zone. Bases 23 to 931 code for a protein of 302 amino acids. Gene Ontology annotation, biological process: cell migration; cell-cell adhesion. NCBI's taxonomy places the organism in Eukaryota, Metazoa, Chordata, Actinopteri, Siluriformes, Trichomycteridae. The record is from RefSeq and is a predicted model, not a curated record. The transcript has 9 exons.
GCACAUUUACAUCCACACCAAGAUGGCGUUAACGCGUUUGUUCUGGCUGCUGGCUCUCUUCACGGUACAAUGCUGGAUCAGCGUCCUGGCAGUGGUAUUAAAAUCUUCGAACCCUUCACCGUGGGUCAACGAGUUUGAAUCAAUUGAGCUGUCCUGCCUGAUUGAAUCCAUCUCCACUACCAAUCCCAGGAUAGAGUGGAAGAAGAUUAAGAAUGGAAAACCAAGUUACGUCUAUUUUGACAAGAAAAUAUCAGGUGAUUUGGAGAACAGAGCAAAGAUUCUAGAGCCUGCAACACUACUCAUUUCUAAUGCUACGAGAGACGACACAGCAUUGUACCGAUGUGAAGUCACUGCCAUCUCUGACCAAAAAACCUUUGACGAGAUUCUUAUAAACCUUGUCAUAAGGGUGAAACCAGUGACCCCAACAUGUUUUGUGCCCAAGUCGGUGCCGGUGGGAAAGUCGGCCGAGCUGACGUGUGUGGAGGACGAGGGCUUCCCCAAAUCCCAGUACCAGUGGUUCCGCAACAAAGAACCGAUUCCUGAGGACUCCAAGAGCAACCCCAAGUUCUUCAACUCGUCCUACAUGCUGAACAGAGAGACGGGCACGUUGAAAUUCAGCUCAGUGAGGAAAGAGGAUGCUGGCGAGUACUACUGCAAAGCCAGGAAUGAGGCAGGAGUGGCUGAAUGCCACCCACAGGUGAUGGAAGUCUAUGACCUUAACAUUGUUGGCAUUAUCAUGGGUGUGCUGGUGGUAGUGGGGGUUCUUGUUUUAAUAACAAUGGUAAUCUGCUGCGCCUACAAGAGAGGCUACUUUACCAUCGAGAAGCAGAAGGGAAGCAAUUAUAAAGCACCAGGGAAAGUUGACGGAGUGGAUUAUGUACGAACAGAUGAGGAGGGGGAUUUCCGACACAAAUCGUCGUUUGUCAUUUGAGUUAGGACGAGGUCAUAAGAGACUGAAAUGCAUCACAGUAAGAAGCGAAAUACUUCUCCAGUAAAAGUCCACACUACACACUGAGGAAAGACUCUGUGCCAGCACGUGCCUUACAUCCUGGCACGUUUGCUGCUACAACACUAUUCACAUUUGCCAAAGCUGACAACGAUUAGAAAUGUUCCUCUGUACACAAUUUCUUGUCUCUUGAACCUACAUUUCACCCUUUUAAUACCAAACCAGGUUCUUUCUCUUUCCUAACAGUGACGUUUUCAGAAUUGAAGCCUGAAGUUUCUAUUGUGAGAAUUUUGCUUUGAAUUUCUUGUCGUUUAUAUGACUUUUGUUUUGUACCGGCUAAAUGUUUCAGAAUAUUUUUGAUGGAAUAUAUUUUAAAAAUCCUUUAGAAGAAGGUUUACUUUUUUAGAUAUUUGUAAAUGACUAACAAGGAAGCCAGUGUAUUUUAUAGACCAAUUAGGUGUUUGAAAGUAACUUAUAACCACUUUGACCACUGUCAUCAUCGGUAAUCGAUCAGUCAAUUGUCCUUAGCAUAAUCAGACUCUCAGUUUAUUCAUGCGCUUUCUCUGGCUUUGAAAUAUAUUUUAGUAGCAUAUCAGUUGAUCGAGAUUAUGAAGGUCUUACAUAUUUGUUUUACUGAUGGGAUCUAAAUUCACCCAAAUCCUGUUAUUCAGACUCUUCUUACUCAGAUUUCCCUCCAUUAUAACGUCUGUCUUUUUACUUUUUAUUCCACUGUGUUAUUGCGAAAUUUCCACCCACUAAGUCUCCUGUAACUUCCUCUAUAACAAUUAAAGCCAACCACCGCCUCUUUUCUAACUGUAGCUAAUCCAUCAUCAGUGAGAAACCUGACACAUUUAGAUAAGGUUUAUAAGGGGCUAAGCACCCUUUUUAUACUAUAACAAAUAUGAAUCAUGUUUGUUCUUAGCACUUUUACAUGUGAAACACCUCAUGGACCUGGCUUUGACUGUAACUUAGUUCUGUCCAGCAGGUGAAAAGUGUUUUUCCCCUGAAGAGGAAGUACUGGCCUCUGAGUUUUGUGUGUUUUUGUGUGCUUCGCAUCAGAGACACUAUUUACCUUGUUAUCGAAAUAAAUAAGCUAAUUCUGCCACACAUUUUGUCCUCUGGAUUUCCCCUUUAUCUCCCAAUCUAGUCAUUUGCAAUUCCCAAUUGUGAAUCGCUGCCACUUGCACAACCCCUGAUCUGAUCAUAGAGGGCCGGAUCAACCCACACCCUCUUGGACAUGUGUCCAGCUAAGCUCUAUGUGACUUUCCCCAUAUGACUCCAUAUCACAGCAGGAGGAGACUUAGUCAGCCCACAAACACGGGCAAUUGUGUUUGGGUGGAAUCCUGGCCAGGCUGGUGGCUCUGCUGAGAUUCGAACACUCUGCAGUGGUGUGCCAGCAUGUCCUGAGCGUCUCCACCACAUAGGUUAAGACUGGUGCAGGCCAUUUAGAAAAAACAGAAGCCAUCUUAAAUAUUUUAAAUAAUAAUGGGUACAAAGAUCCAGGUUAAAAUUUGCCAUUAAUACCAUUUUUUUUAGAAGGGCUUGUGUCUUGAUAGUGGGGUUUGGGUGUAGUUUACGUUUCCAUGUUUGUGUUUGUAUAUAGUCUUAGUAAUAAUGCCAGCAGUAGUUUGGAAUCACUGUAAACAGUCCAUGCUGUGUAUCCUUUGUUGAAAGUGUUCUUCUUCCAUGCUUCUAUCUUGUACAUAGUGAAUAUACUGUCUGUCUUUUACCUUUUACUUUCUAUUACUUUAAGCGAGUUGUUGUUGCAGUUCUGCUUUUUAAUAAAACAGGGUUUUUAUGUUGGCUUACCAUUACUACUCUCCUAAAAAUAAACAUUAGUAAGUUUGACUUAAAAAGUACAGUUUGUGGCAGAGCCAGAUAUGAAACUCUUUUAAUGAUUCAAGCGGCCAGAUCAUGAGAAAGAGAGGACAUGCCUCAUAUGCUGCAUAUUACACCACCGUUUCAGUCAUUUUGUCAGUGCUUCAAGCAGUAAAGAAAACAAAACAGUUGCAAAAAAAAGUUUGUGAACCCUUUAAGAAUUAGCUUUAGAUUUCUAUGACUUUAGGUCCGUUCAUCUGUGCUUAGUCUACAUAAACAAAAGUAAAAUGUAUGACAUGUUAGGGACGCUUAACAUUAAAUCUUAAAACCAUUUAACAUUGAUGUGCAAAAUGUACACAGUAGACUGGAUACGUUAUGGCUACAAGCAUGUUCUGGUCACUGUCCGGCCAAAAGCUACAACAGCAGAGGCUCGCCAGUGUGAAUGAAGGACGAGACCACAAAGCAGCUCCAAACCAUGAUGCUUCCUCCAACUUACAAAAUACUUUACAGUUGGGAUUAGGGUUGGGUGCUGGACAGCGGUGCUCUUGUCCCUCCAUACACAAUCCAUUUACUGAACCAGAGGUGGUGUUCUUUGGCAAAUCUUACCAUUCUGGACCAAGAUUUGAUUCUUUCUGAAAAUGAAGGGUAAAUUAUUCAUUCAUUUGGGUCACAAACUUUUUUGGGAAACUGAUUCUAUAAUAAAUUAGAACAGAAUGACUUCUAGAAGUACAAUCACAGCUAAUUAAACAAUUUUAGUAUGUUUUUAAUGAAACCCAUUCUUUUAUUUUAUUGUUAUUUAAACCAUCAGUCAUUCCUCUUGAGUGCCUUUCAAUGUGGUCGUAUGUUAAAAAUAAUAAUUUAUAUUGUGUUCUUUGCAUUGUUCUAUACUGUGACGUCUAACUGGACACUUCACUGUUCAAACCUAUUAAUAUUCUAAUGAUUCAUCUAUCUAUCAGAUGAUUAGCUAUUAGCAGAACAGGUGUUUGAGAGGAAUGAUCGCAUGCUGUGUUCGCAAACCCCCAAACCAAUACUUGGUUAUUUUGAUAAACACAACAUAUCUGACUGUUGUUUUGUAAAUAGAUUUGUUUUAUUUUACUGUGAGUUUAUUCUGUCACUGAAAUAGAUCUGAAUAUAUAUUUGUGCCUAGAGUGAAGUGAUGUUCAGAUGCGAAAAGCACCAGUAUUAAUCCAACAAACACACCAAGAGACAAAUGGACACUUUUUACGAACUGACUUGAUAAACACAGGUUGUCUGGAGUGUUGAUAUUACAGGACAAUUUGCAGAAUUUGUUAAAUCGAAGUAAGAACUUUAACCAAAUACUAGUGAAUGAUUUCUGUUUCAGUAUUAUCCUGCAGCCAGGUCUUGUAGGAAGGUCGUGUGGGGGUUGAAAUUCUUUCUGUUUUUUGUUCUUCUCAAGACUUUUUUGCUUUUCUUGAGCUCAUGUGACAUGUUGGUUUUGGGCUGGUAUAAAUCCUGUGUACAUUCUUGAACAGUAGCCUGUUUGUGAUUAAUAAAACUCACUUUAAGAUUCA